GGCGGCUUGAGGUCCCGGGAGUCGGUGAGGCGGCUGCAGGCCCCUCCCUGCGGAGCCGCUGGUUCGGCGGGCGGGGAUGUGACCACGGGACGUGCCGGCCUGCCUCGGGCGUCACGUCAGCUCCCGUGUCAGUGUCCUCAGCGCACACCGAUGGCGGGAUCCGGCUGCGCGUGGGGCGCGGAGCCCCCGCGGUUUCUGGAGGCCUUCGGGCGGCUGUGGCAGGUACAGAGCCGCCUGGGUAGCGGCUCCUCGGCCUCGGUGUAUCGGGUGCGCUGCUGCGGCAACCCCGGCUCACCCCCCGGCGCCCUCAAGCAGUUCUUGCCGCCAGGAACCACCGGGGCUGCGGCCUCGGCCGCCGAGUACGGUUUCCGCAAAGAGAGGGCGGCGCUGGAGCAGUUGCAGGGUCACAGAAACAUCGUGACUUUGUAUGGAGUCUUUACAAUCCACUUCUCUCCAAAUGUGCCAUCACGCUGUCUGUUGCUUGAACUCCUGGAUGUCAGUGUUUCGGAGUUGCUUUUAUAUUCCAGUCACCAGGGUUGUUCCAUGUGGAUGAUACAGCAUUGUGCCAGAGAUGUUCUGGAGGCCCUUGCUUUUCUUCAUCAUGAGGGUUAUGUCCAUGCAGACCUCAAACCACGUAAUAUAUUGUGGAGUGCAGAGAAUGAGUGUUUUAAACUCAUUGACUUUGGACUUAGCUUCAAAGAAGGCAAUCAGGAUGUAAAGUAUAUUCAGACAGAUGGGUAUCGGGCUCCAGAAGCAGAACUGCAAAAUUGCUUGGCCCAGGCUGGCCUGCAGAGUGAUACAGAAUGUACCUCAGCUGUUGAUCUGUGGAGCCUAGGAAUCAUUUUACUGGAAAUGUUCUCAGGAAUGAAACUGAAACAUACAGUCAGAUCUCAGGAAUGGAAGGCAAACAGUUCUGCUAUUAUUGAUCACAUAUUUGCCAGUAAAGCAGUGGUGAAUGCCGCAAUUCCAGCCUAUCACCUAAGAGACCUUAUCAAAAGCAUGCUUCAUGAUGAUCCAAGCAGAAGAAUUCCUGCUGAAAUGGCGUUGUGCAGCCCAUUCUUUAGUAUUCCUUUUGCCCCUCAUAUUGAAGAUCUGGUGAUGCUUCCUACUCCAGUGCUAAGACUGCUGAAUGUGCUCGAUGAUGAUUAUCUUGAGAAUGAAGAGGAAUAUGAAGAUGUUGUAGAAGAUGUAAAAGAGGAGUGUCAAAAAUAUGGACCAGUGGUAUCUCUGCUUGUUCCAAAGGAAAAUCCUGGCAGAGGACAAGUUUUUGUUGAGUAUGCAAAUGCUGGUGAUUCCAAAGCUGCUCAGAAAUUACUGACUGGAAGGAUGUUUGACGGGAAGUUUGUUGUGGCUACGUUCUACCCGCUGAGUGCCUACAAGAGGGGAUAUCUGUAUCAAACCUUGCUUUAAUCAGUAACCUAAGGACUCUUUCCUGUUUUUCCUCUUCAAUUUCUUGGGUUAUUGUAUUCCACAUCUGAAUGCAGGAGUACCUCCUUACCAUUUUAAGGGGGUACUUUGUACAUUUAUUUAAUCCUACUAAUGUGUAGCCAUUGCCCAAGCAGUGACUGCAUCAUAAACAUUUGGCACUGAAUAGGACAAAACUUCUCAGCUAUACAUUGAGGGGUUUUAGAGCAUCCAUGUGGGCAAUCUUUUUUUGUGCAGUAGAGCAGGUGCUGCUCUUCAAUAUGUAACCUAAAAAGAUAUUAAUUAUUCCAUGUGAUCAUGAAGCAAGGAUGAAUAGUAUCAUGUCAUAGUGAAUAUUAUUAACAGAUUUGAUAGGGUUGAUAGCAUCACUUACAGAUUAUUCCUUUAUGUUGUCAGGUGGUUCUUCUUUAUUGUUGAUAUUUAUAGCUGGCACUGGAUGCUCUCAGUAAUGUUAAGUAAUUGUCAGGCAGCAGUUACUUACUGUGUUCUUAACACUGAGUUGUGAAUUUUUUAAAAGGAGUACUGUAGUAUUGAAUAUUCCUUUAAAGAAACUGCAGUGAGCCUAUCUACUUUUUUUUUUUUUAUUAAGGCUUUUAAAAUAGAAAGCUGAUGCUUGAUCUUGCACAAUUUUUAUGUCCAGUAUGUAUGCUUGAGUGAGUGCAGGUAUGAAAGAUUAGAGAAAAUUUGAGUCAGUGUACUUUGUAGUGUGAAUCUUGUGAGUUAAAUACAGUCUACUCAUCUCUUUCCUAUCUGUUUCACAUCUGUAAAAUUUAGGAUAUACAUUUUUUGAGAGCUGGUCUGUCUGAUAAAAUGUAAAUGACAAAACAGUUCAUUCCUGAGAGGCUCAGAACAAACUGGAGUCUAGACUGGGGUUACAUUGAAACUCUUAAAGUGAUUAUUGCAAAGAAAAAGUUUUAUUACACAUAAAUCACCCCAUCCUUCAAUCAAUUUUAGACCCUGUAUUGGCUCAUCAUUUUUGUACUGAAUCUCCUAUAAUAAUUGUAAGAUUUCUCAAGAUGUGGUUCUACCUACUAUGAUGGAAAAUUGAAGUGAGUCAAAAAGAAAGAAUUAGAUGUACUGUGGAGGGAAAAGAAAAAAUAGGCAAAGAGGAUGGAUAAUUUUUUCUUCCUUUCUGGCUCUCUUUCCCCUCUGCUCCUCCUUCCCUUUCGCCAUCCUCUACCUCUGUCCUUAGCUGAAGAGAAGCUAGAGGAAUAGCACCCCAGGUGGCCUUGCUUUUGACUGCAAGGAAGUUACGAAAGGUGUAGAAAAAAUAAAGUAGAAAUAGAAAGGAAGAAAAACUCAAAGAAUUCUUAAAAGGUUUCAUAACAAUCUAAUGUAUCCCUGAGUAGAGGAUGCCAGUAUGCAUGAGUUCUUGUACACAGGUUGAUUACAUGGUUUUAAGAAUUAUAAUUAUGGAUUCUUCUCACUUUAUGGUAGAUUGUUUUUAAAGGUAUAACAGUUAGGAAACCUUCAUAAAGCACUGAUUAUACAAAAAAAAAAAAAAAAAAGAUAAGUUGUAUACAGGUUAUGAAUUUUUUGUUUCCUUACCUGAAUGAAAUUUUAAUUUAUUCAUUUUUUUCCUAAGGAAAAAUUCUUUUAUAUCUUUCCCUGCUGGAAACUUUCUUAUAUAGUCUUUCCUUACGUGUGCCAUGUGGGUUACUGAGAGCCCAGUUAGAAUUUACAUUUUAGAGGUUGAAUUAUUUUACCCUAUUUAAACAAUCACUAUUUGACAUUUUAGUUAUUUACAGUUAUCAAAUUAUUCAGGACUCUCCCUUAAUAUUUAUUAUGGUGUCAAAUUUGACAUAAGGAGGCUGAUUUAUGAAUUACCAAAGGAUCUUGUGGCAUGGUCCCCAAUAUGAGCCCUUAGAAGGAAGAAUUACUAUUUUUUAUUUUGGCCCUUUCAGAGGUUGAUUAGCUGAUUUGUUUUCAAGUAAAACUUCAAGAGAGUAAAACCAGUAUUGUGAGGACCUAAGCUUUCCUAAAACAUAAAUGUUUGUAUGGGGAGCAGCUUCUGUGGUGAUUAGAAACACCAGGUCCUUACAUAUAUACUAAUGAAUGCAGAAUACAAUUGAAUCAUUUUUAGGGCAAGUAUUCUAGGUUGGCAUAUGUACCUUUCUCUCACUCCAUUCCCCAAAAGAAAAAUCCUUACAAUAAACUGCAGUCGGCUUCUAAGCUUAGUCAUGCAGUAUGCUGCUGACAUCUUGAUGCUUAUUGUCACAGCAUUCUUUGAUCAUUUUAUUGCUGAUAUAUUCAUACAUAUAUGUAGUGUUUGACACUGUGGAAUUUUAUUACAGAAGAUGCUAACUAGAUUUUAAGGGAGCUGAGGGAAUAAUUGAUGAGCCUAAGUAACUGCAUUUCAUUACAUAUUUUAUAUUAAAGCCACAGAACUGAAAAAAAAAAAUGCCUCCUAUGAUUUAAAUGGUCAUUUUAUAGCUCUUUGCCCAUUCAACCAAAGAUGACAUUUGCAGAUUUUCUCUCCCUCCUCUGAUAUUAUCAGAAAUUUAAUCUUAUUAUCUUUUUUAAACCUAAACCAAAUAUUAGCAAAAGAUGCAAUUUUCGUGAUUCUUUUUGGAUGAAAUGUAUACACAGGGAUUUGAUUCCUUGAAGUUAUUGAAAACCUAGAAACUUUCUUUUUGAGAGGCAGGGUAAAGAGGUGAGGGUACAUGUCACUUAAUCUCUACCCUUUUGGGCAAAUUUUAUCUCAGGUAGCUUUUCUUUCCCUAAAUUAAUACCUGUGCUUCCUUCCCUCUCAUCUUCCUAAAUUCUUCUUAUUGUUCUGUGGUAUUGCUGUGGCAUAUUUUGCCCCAGAAAAGGCAUAUAAAGUGAUUAUUCUAUAGGAGAUCCUUGGUUCUCCAGAGGCAUGUUUGGAAGAGGUGGCUAGCUAGCUACUAUCAAAACUAUAAUGCUAUAUUUAGAGGAGAAGAACUGGUACAGUUGGACACCUCAGUAAGAGAUAACACUAGCUAAAAGUAAGUAUUGGCUGCAGUUUUAAAAAUUGAAAGAAAUUAUUCUCUUGCAAUAAGAGGUCUACAUUUAUUACUGCUGGAUGUCUUCCUUGUUUUGUGGCCAUCAAUAUAGCAACUCUCUUUAGACACAUUUCCUUUCAGCUAUGCCUUGAGCCAAAACUGUGGCUGCUUUUAGAACAAAGCCCAUCAAUACAGUUUUAUUCAUCCAUCUCUUUGUUUUCAUUGAGAGAAGCAUUGCCUUCUUUUUGGUACUCCAGCUGCUAAAGAGUGCUGAGAUAUGUUAAAUUAACCUUUUUAAAAUAAAUCUCUGAAUUCUUAUUUAACUUGCCUUCUAGAUUCAUGUUACUUGUACUUAUAUUUUAACUUUUGAGGAGAUAUAUUAUAAGGAAUGCUGCCAAAAACAGUGCUGCCAUGGAGGGGAAGUUGAAGAGAAACUACGGGCAUAAUGCUUGUUUUUCUGUCUUAUUACAGUAGACUUUCACUCUGGGAAGGGCAUCAUUUACUUUUCUGGAAUAAAUUAAAGGUAGAGUUAGAACACUCAUCAGAUCCUGUUUCAUGGCUCAUUUGAGUUCAUUCAUCAAAUGCAGGUAACUAACAUUUUGGCAUCAUUUUCUUAGGUCUUAUUUUCUGACUUUAUUAAAUUGGGCCUAUCUUACAAAAUUCCUACUCUCAGUUAAACUUGGUGGUAUGACAUUUAAUUUUUUAUAAUUAACUUAAUGAAAAUCAGCACCAUAGUAACUGAUAGUAAUUGUAAUAACAUGCUUACUGGAUGAGAGAGUGGGAGAGACAGUCAGUAACCAAGUGUUUUACCUAGAUUCUUAUCAAGGGUACAUGCCAGGUGUUUUUUUCAGAUUGGGGUACAGAUGGAAUCGCAUCAUGACUUUUAGUCUGGUGGAUGUGUAGAUAGCUGAAGAUUUAAGCAAGUGCCUUGUGUUUCCUGGAAAAUAUUAAAACUCGUUUGGGUGAAAGUUUCCCAGAUGAUGAUAAUUGCACCUCUGCCUUUUUCUUAACUUUUGGAUUGAAUCACAUGGUGUGAAAGUCCAAAAUUUCCUUGGUUUACCUUUUUUUGUAGGUGUUGAUUUUAUUCCAAUAUUACAUAUGCUGGAAAAGCCAGAGUUAUCUGGCAGAAUUUAAUUCUUCUUGGAUCUAGUUCCAUUUUUAAUGUUAGGUUUCUUUUCAAAUUUUAUUACUCUAGCUCUCUGAUAUAAUUAAUUUCUUCUGAGGUCACAGCUCAAAAGAAUUCUCAUUUCUUAAGGUGCCCAAUAAAUCAUCUUUAUUUUGAGAUGAUAGUCUUUCAAGUUAGUAUUACUUACUAGCUUUCUCAGUGAAUAUAAAAAUGCUGAGUCUUCAUCAUAUGGACCUCAUCUGAGCUUCUUGUAUAUUUAAAUAAGUUACAUUCUUAAUCAUAGAGAAACAUGGAUAUUUUAAUUUUUGGAGUACCCAGAAUUUUAAAGAUUUUUGUUUUGUUUUAGAUUAGUUUCUUUUCUCUCUGAUACCACAGAAUAUGUCAUGUUUGUUUUCCUAGCCGUCUCCCCUAAAUGUUUUUCACUAUUUUUUAAGUCAAUCAUCAGUAGAUUCACAAAGUGGCAUGCAAUUGACAAGUGCUAUGGAUAUUUAAGAAGAAGGUAAACAAUUUAAACUAUUUUUGCUGUAAUUUUAUAGAAGAAAUGGGCUGUAAAAGAAAUAUCUAUAAACCAGAGAGCAUUUAAGAAAUUUUAUAUUUUAUGGGUGGUCAUUAAGGUGAUCUAUAGAAUAUAAGAUACAUAGUUUACACAAACUUUGUUCUCCUGAUAUGAAGUUUUUAUUCAUAUUCCUACAGCUCAGCACUUUUGUUGUUCCUUGUACUGCUUAUGAGGAUAACUUUUAAAUUUGCUUUAUUUGUGCUUUUUAGAGAGUUGUCAUAAUCAUGGUAGUUGUGUUUGUGGCACCGUAAAUGCUGGGAUUCAUGGGAAACUUAUCCAGUGAUUGCCUGAGUCAUUUCCCAUUAAAUUGGGUAGCUGUCACAAUAAACUGAAGAAAAUUGAUGGUUCUUUUGAAGACCAUCUAUGUUUUAUGACCUAGAUUCAUAGUAUUUUAAUUUAAAGGUAAAUCUUACUUGCCUUAUAUGGCCAUUAAUCCUUGUUGUGCAGAAGAGAGCUUACAUUGUUAUAUUGCUUUGUAUAAUGAAAGUAAGUCACAUUCUGGAAAAAAGAAACAAAAAUAAUGCCCCGGAAUUGUUCAUCCUUUUGUUUCUUUUGGGGAAGCCCUUAUGUAAAAAUCAGAGCUUCUUACUACCAUAAGCUCUUGAUUGUCAGCAAGAGAAUUAUUUGUAGUCUUUUUUUAUCUGAGAUUGGAAUUGCCUUCCUUUUCAAGAUUAUCUCCCCUUAACAAUAUUCAUGAUAUCAGGACGAUGAGUGUGUAAAAGCAAAUGUAGUGAAGCAUUCUAAAAUCAUUUAUGUAUGUACUCAAAAUCUCUUCAGUUACUUGAAUUAUCUGUAGCCAUGUUAUUUUAUUAGUGUGGGUUGUCAGAAGACUGCCAAAGUAAGAGUAAGGAGGAAAAAGAUAACUAAUAAAAAUAGAGAAAUGAGGUGAAGAAAAUGGCUCCUUUACUGGUAUCUUCCAUAUAGUUAAGGAUCUAAAAAUGAUGUUUAUUUUUUAAAAAUACAGGUUUGGUACCUAUAGCACAGAAACAUUGCCUUUCCUACAUUCCUCGCUAUGGUUUCCCCAGAAAAUUAUUGUAAGGGUUUAUGAAACCAGGUUAAGUAUUCAUAUUCAGUUUGGCCUAAUAUUUAAAAAUAAGUGUUUGAGCUCCACCUUAUGUGUAUAUGGUGUAUAUCACUACUGAUGCAAAUCAAGGAUUGGAAAGAAACUGGGGAUUAGCCAUCUCCGUAUAUCCCUUUGCACAUUGGAUACAGUGGGUGGCAUUAGUACGCACUAGCUGCAAAAUUACAGCACCUUAUGGAACUAAGUAGUGUUUAUUUAUUAUAAUAAAAAAAGUUAAGCUGCACCUCUUUAGAAAUUUACUUUGCAGCUUGUAAACUGUCAUGUCUUUUCCAGCAGGAUUUAUUAUUUCAUUCUUAAUUCUUUUUUGAAAAAUCUUAAAUAAUUUAACAUUCCUUUAUAUUCUUUUAACAGUGUCAAACUGGUGUAGAAGGGAUUUUUGCCCCCAUAUAAGAGCUCCAUCUUUGCUAUCUUUUGAUCAGUCUUAGAAAUCCAGUUAUGAUCAAUAAAUUUUAACAGCUUAUGACCUCCUAUGUCAGCACUGGAGUGGUUGGUUGUGAAUAUUGAAAUCUAGUACUAUUUUCCUUCAGUCACAUGUAAUUGCUGUGUUUCUCAUAAGAAGGUAUGGUUAGAAAAAAAUGUGAAAGAUCACUUAAACCAAAGCCAGUUAUAAGGAGUAUUCUCUCCUGUUGGUUUACCUUCACCUCAGAACUAUAAGAAUAUUACAAUACAUAGUGAAUAUUUGUCUAUAACAUUUCUACCUGUUGUUUCAAUAGCAUAUCAGUCUUGGCAUUUCUUGGCACUGUGGUUUUCUGUUCUUUGUGAUGUCUUAUUGUUUAUGAGGGUUUGUUCUGUUUUGUUUUUUAAAUAACCAAGUGGGACUAUAAAUGUAAAUGUGUGUCAGUGCCAAGAAGUUCUUUUCGGAAUCCCUAAGUAUCUGAUUUCCAUUCAAGUCUUUUAAACUUGGUUUCUCUUGCUGAGUAGCAGAGGACUAUUAUUUUACACUUCCUAUACACCUAAAAAGUAUGAAUACUGCGUUUUUGACUGUAUUGCGAAUUUUUGCUGAAAACUUUCUGUAAACACAAUUGCCUUGUUCAGUUUUGUUGUAAACUGACUUAACCGUAAGAUGCACUGUUGAUAUGCUUUCUGAUGUGUGUUUGAUAAGAGUGAUAAAAUAAAGCUUAAAAAUAAA
Cynocephalus volans (Philippine flying lemur) is the source of this 8283-nucleotide messenger RNA. RefSeq names its product U2AF homology motif kinase 1 (gene UHMK1). Gene Ontology annotation, biological process: regulation of protein export from nucleus; positive regulation of translational initiation; peptidyl-serine phosphorylation. Gene Ontology annotation, molecular function: RNA binding; ATP binding; protein serine/threonine kinase activity. The record is from RefSeq and is a predicted model, not a curated record. Gene Ontology annotation, cellular component: nucleus; neuronal ribonucleoprotein granule. NCBI's taxonomy places the organism in Eukaryota, Metazoa, Chordata, Mammalia, Dermoptera, Cynocephalidae. The transcript is spliced from 8 exons. The coding region runs from base 151 to 1410 and encodes 419 amino acids.